Messenger RNA from Arachis ipaensis, 444 nucleotides. The record is from RefSeq and is a predicted model, not a curated record. Lineage: Eukaryota; Viridiplantae; Streptophyta; Magnoliopsida; Fabales; Fabaceae.
AUGACGAUCUCAUCAUUAGCACUCUCUAAUGUUGUAAUAAUGCUCAUACUUGUUUCUUUCAAUCUCAAUGUUAGAAUGAUUGAUGCUCAAGUUGCUCCUCAACCUAUUUUCAUUGCUGUGACCAUCCGCAACCAACUGAUCCAUUUGGAUCUUCAAAUUGAUUGCAAGAAUAAUAGAAAUAAAGAUGAACUGAAGCAAACGGUUCCAGCUGAUGGAAGUUGGACUUUCAAAUUCCUUCCAAUCCUUUUUCACGAUAUUUCGUACUCCUGUAUCUUUUCUUGGAACGAUGGGAAGAAUCAAAGCCAUAACUAUCAAAUUUAUAAUCAAGGCCGGGAUGAGAAGUUGUGCCACCAAGAGUGUGAUUGGGAAAUCCACGAGACCGGUCCAUGUAGGGUUUCGGGGAAACGUGCUCCUGAAUGUCAUCCUUGGGAUCGUCCUAUGUAA